UCCCCCUCGAGGCCGGGGCCGGAAGUGCACCAGCGUCCGCUGGGCGCCGCGGGCGGAGGGACGCGCGGAGAUGACGCAGGCAGCACCGGAAGCCGCUCCCCUGUGAGGUUGCAGACCCCGAGCGGCGGCCGCUGGUCCAGGCGCCAUGGCUGCGGAGCGGACCCGGCCGCUGCGAGGCUCUGGCGGCCCGAGCGCGCCUAGUCGGUGUGAGCCCGGCGCGAGGUCCCGGGCCCCGGGGCGCUCGCUCAGGUAAAUUUUUCCAUAACCUUAUGGAGAGAAAGGACUUUGAGACAUGGCUUGAUAACAUUUCUGUUACAUUUCUUUCUCUGACGGACUUGCAGAAAAAUGAAACUCUGGAUCACCUGAUUAGUCUGAGUGGGGCAGUCCAGCUCAGGCAUCUCUCCAAUAACCUGGAGACUCUCCUCAAGCGGGACUUCCUCAAACUCCUUCCCCUGGAGCUCAGUUUUUAUUUGUUAAAAUGGCUCGAUCCUCAGACUUUACUCACAUGCUGCCUCGUCUCUAAACAGUGGAAUAAGGUGAUAAGUGCCUGUACAGAGGUGUGGCAGACUGCGUGUAAAAAUUUGGGCUGGCAGAUAGAUGAUUCUGUUCAGGACGCUUUGCACUGGAAGAAGGUUUAUUUGAAGGCUAUUUUGAGAAUGAAGCAACUGGAGGACCAUGAAGCCUUUGAGACCUCAUCGUUAAUUGGACACAGUGCCAGGGUGUAUGCACUUUACUACAAGGAUGGACUUCUCUGUACAGGGUCAGAUGACUUGUCUGCAAAACUGUGGGAUGUGAGCACAGGACAGUGCGUUUAUGGCAUCCAGACCCACACUUGUGCAGCAGUGAAAUUUGAUGAGCAGAAGCUUGUGACAGGCUCCUUUGACAACACUGUGGCCUGCUGGGAAUGGAGUUCUGGAGCCAGGACCCAGCACUUCCGGGGGCACACAGGGGCGGUGUUUAGCGUUGACUACAAUGAUGAACUGGAUAUCUUGGUGAGUGGCUCUGCAGACUUCACUGUGAAAGUAUGGGCUUUAUCUGCUGGGACGUGCCUGAACACGCUCACCGGGCACACGGAAUGGGUCACCAAGGUGGUUUUGCAGAAGUGUAAAGUCAAGUCUCUUUUGCACAGCCCUGGAGACUACAUACUCUUAAGUGCGGACAAAUAUGAGAUCAAGAUUUGGCCGAUUGGGAGAGAAAUUAACUGCAAGUGCUUGAAGACAUUGUCUGUCUCUGAGGAUAGGAGUAUCUGCCUGCAGCCAAGACUUCAUUUUGAUGGCAAAUACAUUGUCUGUAGUUCAGCGCUGGGUCUCUACCAGUGGGACUUUGCCAGUUAUGAUAUUCUCAGGGUCAUCAAGACUCCUGAGAUAGCAAACUUGGCCUUGCUUGGCUUUGGAGAUAUCUUUGCCCUGCUGUUUGACAACCGCUACCUGUAUAUCAUGGACUUGCGGACAGAGAGCCUGAUUAGCCGCUGGCCUCUGCCAGAGUACAGGAAAUCAAAGAGAGGCUCAAGCUUCCUGGCGGGCGAAGCAUCCUGGCUCAAUGGACUGGAUGGGCACAAUGACACGGGCUUGGUCUUUGCCACCAGCAUGCCUGACCACAGUAUUCACCUGGUGUUGUGGAAGGAGCACGGCUGACGCCACGAGCUUACCACCGCUGACUUGACUUUGGGUGCCGGGGCUGCGGGUUUUCAGUGCAACCUCUGUGGCAGCCGACUGCAUGAACCAAAGUUCUCACCUAAUGGUAUCAUCGCGCAGUGCACAAUCAUUUAUCCAUGUUUGCCAGGGGGCCAGGGCUCGGGGCGGGGGAGGGCUUGUUUUAUUGACAUACAGCACAGCAUGCUAGUGGGGGUACGCCAUUGACUUCAUUUGUACUUAGUUAUGUUGGUCAAUAGAAGAGGAUGCAUUUUGGGUUCAUCUUUCUUGAAUAUUGGUUUUAAGUAAAGAAAGUUAAAUGACUCAUUAAUCUGCUAAUUGGUUGCCUAUAAAAACACAUUCAGUCUAUUAUUAAAGCUUUUUACCAUCGCCUUUUUUUCUUUUGAA
Acinonyx jubatus (cheetah) is the source of this 2039-nucleotide messenger RNA. It is a transcript of the gene FBXW2, whose product is annotated as F-box and WD repeat domain containing 2. The record is from RefSeq and is a predicted model, not a curated record. Gene Ontology annotation, molecular function: protein binding. The transcript has 8 exons. NCBI's taxonomy places the organism in Eukaryota, Metazoa, Chordata, Mammalia, Carnivora, Felidae. The coding region runs from base 270 to 1634 and encodes 454 amino acids.